Messenger RNA from Impatiens glandulifera, 2374 nucleotides. Its product is annotated as MAR-binding filament-like protein 1-1. The record is from RefSeq and is a predicted model, not a curated record. Gene Ontology annotation, cellular component: chromatin; condensed chromosome; condensin complex. Gene Ontology annotation, molecular function: chromatin binding. Bases 102 to 2219 code for a protein of 705 amino acids. The transcript has 4 exons. Gene Ontology annotation, biological process: mitotic chromosome condensation. NCBI's taxonomy places the organism in Eukaryota, Viridiplantae, Streptophyta, Magnoliopsida, Ericales, Balsaminaceae.
CCAAGAAUCUCAUGAUAUUUGAUAUACAGAUAGCGAGUGAGAAAGAGAGAUAGAUAGAUCCAGUUUGUUCUGACCCUCAUUUCGAAAUCAAGGAUCGCUUAAUGGGGAGCUGUUAUCUUCUGCAGCCUCCCCACUGUCCAUAUACCUUCUCAUCGUCGUCUCUUUAUUCAUCCCGUUCCAUUAUCUCGACUUCUUUCCCCAAAAAUGGAGGACAAAGAAGAAAGAAGCUAACCGAGAUCACUUGUCUGCAGCGUCGUGACCUUAAAGAUGAUGGAAUCAGUAAAAGAAAAGCUAUCUUGCUUAUGGGUAUUUCAAUUCUUCCAUUCUUGCAAUUCAAGGCUAAAGCUUCUGAAAACAUUCUAGCAGAAGAGGCGAAAACGGGUGAAGCUGCAGAAAAGCAAAUAACCCAGGGUGUUUCAUCACCAAAUGGAUUUGUUUCAUUUCUGAAUGGAAUUGGAAUAAUUGGUUCAGGAGUUCUUGGUGCACUCUAUGCAACUGCCAGAAAUGAAACUAGUGCAAUUGAAGCAACUGUUGAAUCUAUGAAAACGGAGUUGAAUGAGAAACAGGAAUCGAUUGUUACUCUGAAGAAGAACUUUGAGUCGAAGCUUCAAACUGAGAGAGAAGAAAGAAACAAACAGGCUAAAUUGGCAAUGGAAGAGAACCUGUUCUUCACAGAUAAGGUGAAAGUGUUAGAGAAUACUACGAUUCUUCUCGAAGAAGAGCUGCAAAAGAGGAAAAGCUUGGUUGAAAAUCUCAAUGCUCAAAUAGAUAGCAUUCAAAUCAAUUUGGAGAACAACAGGGAAGAAAAGAAAUUUCUUGAAGAGAAAACAAAAGAAAUGGGUAAAUUAGUCGAAUCUUUAGAAGAAAAGGUUGCACUUCUCAAUUCUGACAGUAAAGAGAAAGCAACCACUCUUCAAACUCUCACCUCUGUGCUCGCAGCAACAGAAUCGGAACUUAAGGAAUCGAAUUUGACGAACCAACGCAUCAAAUCCGAACUAGCCGAGUUGAAUUCGGAAUCCAGAAGAUUACAGGACGAACUCGCGAGAAGUGAAAGAGAAAUCGAGCUGAAGAACACUGCAAAUGAGAGUUUGAAUUCUCAAAUCCAUUCCUUACUUGUCGAACGAGAAAAUGCUAUCGAGAGACUCGAUUCCAUUCAGAAGCAAUACAAUAUCCUUGAGUCAUCUUCCAUCGAGAAAGCUGCUGCAGACGCCAAACUGUUAGCAGAGAAAGAUAUCGAAAUCGAGACGCUUAAGAAAGAUGUGAAUCUCAUUUCGAACCAAGUGAUGCAAAACGAAGCCGAAAUGGCCAGUUUGAAGCGAGAAAUAGCCGGGCUGAGAGAAAUGCUGGAUUUCGAGAUGAAAAAUGUAAAGAAUUUGAAACGCGAGCUUGAAAUCACUGAAGGAAUUCUCGAGAAUUCGAGAAGGGAGGUUUCCGAUGCGACGAAUGAACUCCGCCUGUCCGAAAAGCUUCGCUCUGAUCUUGAGGCGGAGCUGUCUAAGGUUCGAGUCGAGUUUUCCGAAUCCAAGAAUGUUCUAGAAAGGAAUCUCGAAUCGGCCAAACAAAGGUUGGAAGUUUUAUCGGCUGAGCUCGAAUCGGCCAAUGAGGCUCUUAAGAAAACGCAAGACGAUAUUAAGACGAAGUCAGAUCAACUCGAAUCCUCGGUUGAAGACCGGGAUAGCCUACAGAAGGAACUAGUGGACGUGUAUAAGAAAAUAGAGAAAACAUCGAACGAGCUAAAAGAAGAAAGGAGCGCAGUCGAGUCCUUGAGUAAAGAGAAACGGGCGUUGGAGAAUCAGUUUACGGAAGACAGGGAAUCGAGAAGGCUUCUCGAAGCAGAUUUGGAGGAAGCUACGAGGUCUCUUGAUGAGAUGAACGGGAAGGCAAUGAUGCUUUCGAAAGAUCUAGAGAUGGCGAAUAUUCACUUGUCGAGGCUCGAGAUUGAGAAGGAAACGCUGUAUAAGUCCCUGGAGGAACAGAGGAAGGUGUAUAACGAAGCGCAAGAGAAUAUUGAAGAUGCUCAUAGUGUUGUGAUUAGGCUGGGAUCGGAAAAGGAGAAUUUGGAGAACAGGUCGAAGAAACUUGAAGAGGAAUUGGCGUCUGCGAAAGGUGAGAUUUUGCGUUUGAGAAGCCUUGGGAAUUCGUCGGAUGACAAUGGGGGAGUUCAGGUAAAGAAGACUACUAGGAGGAGAAAGGUAAAUGUUCCAACUGAUGAUUCAUAAGAUUUCGGCUUCUUUUUUGCCAAGUAUUCUUUCUGCAUAUUGUGAAGAAUUUGUAUGUAAUAUAAGGAAGUGGAGUUUUGACAUAUAGACCCCUCCUUCCAUUGAUGAGGAGUGUAUUGUUUGAUAAGGAGAGAGUUGUCAUUCAUCUUUACCAU